AUGUCUGUCAUCGUCGAGCAAUACAACAAGGAAUGGCCGCAGCAAUUUGAAAAUAUCAAGUCAGAGUUGGAACAUCACCUGCAAGGCGUCGACUACCUCUCGAUCGAGCACGUGGGUAGUACUUCUGUGCCGGGACUUGUCGCUAAACCUAUCAUCGAUGUCGACAUCAUAGUCACUCGCGACAAUGUUCAGCCUGCUAUCGACGCUCUCACCGCGAAUGGAAAGUUCGAUUACCUUGGAGAGCUCGGUAUUGUGGAUCGCCAUGUCUUCAAAGACCCCAACCAGUCCUUGCGCCAUAACAUCUACGUGUGCGUCGACGGUGUCGCACAAACGCGCAACCACCUCAGCUUGCGAGACACGUUACGCUCCAACGAUGAGUUGAGGGACGAGUAUGGGUGUGUGAAGCUCGAACUCGCAGCCAAAGCAAACAACAUCAUCGACUAUAUGAUCGCCAAGGGAAACGUUAUUCAGAAGAUCCUCAAAGCCUCUGGCGCGUUGACCAAGGAAGAACUCACAGCUAUCGCCCGCGCAAACGUGAAAGGCGAGCGCUUCGGCGCCAUCAAAACACCGCGUUUGCUCCUUCGCGAGUUCGUAAUGAAGGACGAGGAAGGUUACUUUCUUCUCGAAGGAAACGAGCAGAAUGCACGUUACCAAUAUUGGCCUCCACGCACACGCCAAGAAGCUCGUCAGCUCGUCCUAGAGAACAUUCGUAACCAUAAUGAUGUACCACGAACCAUAUACGAACUCGCCGUUGAAAAUCUCGACCAGCAGUUCAUCGGCCGCGUGGGCGCCAAAACGUCUCAAGCAAACUCCGACUCCCUCCCAGGAGAGGCUACUAUCAAACCAGUUACCCACGCCAAUCUCUGGUUCUCCUUCCUGCCUUCUAUGCAAGGCCAGGGUUUCGCUACAGAGGCCAUGACGGCUUUCAUCGAUGCCCUGAAGGAUCGACUGCAGGAUCAAGGGAAAUUGGAAAUGGAGAUUGAAUGUGAUCCAAGGAAUGAGGGAAGCUGGAAGUUAGCCGAGAGGCUAGGAUUCGAAAGGCAUAGCUUGACGAAAGAAAAAGAGAUGGUCAAAGGGGAAUGGGUGGAUAGUCUGGUUAUGAGGAAGGUCGUUGGAGACGUGUAA
This is a messenger RNA of Alternaria atra, 1125 nucleotides long. RefSeq lists its product as uncharacterized. Gene Ontology annotation, molecular function: acyltransferase activity, transferring groups other than amino-acyl groups. The record is from RefSeq and is a predicted model, not a curated record. The transcript has a single exon. Bases 1 to 1125 code for a protein of 374 amino acids. Lineage: Eukaryota; Fungi; Ascomycota; Dothideomycetes; Pleosporales; Pleosporaceae.